Schistosoma guineensis is the source of this 6939-nucleotide messenger RNA. NCBI's taxonomy places the organism in Eukaryota, Metazoa, Platyhelminthes, Trematoda, Strigeidida, Schistosomatidae. The record is from the annotation of a GenBank genome assembly.
AUACAAUUGUUAAAAGAGCCAAUUAAGUGAUGUUAUUAGGAUUGUUAUCGAUUUCAUCAUUGUUCAUAUUAGAAACGGUCGUAGUAAAAAUAAUGUCACAGACAUUAAUAUCAAUCUCAUAUUCAUCGUCUACAAAUCAUUAUAUAAACUUUACUGUUUAUUAUGCAUAGUUCAUUUGCCUAAUAAUUAUAUUUGCUAGAAAGCUCUAUAUUCAUUAACUUAAUUAUACAGCAGCUAUGUUCCCCACUGUUUGUUAGUAUCAUCAUUUCAUUUUUCUGGAAUCAGACCAUAAAAAAUGAGAUCAUAAGUCAUAUGAUAUGUCCAUUUAGGAAGUUAUAAAUUUAUAGGACAACGUAAAUCAAAUUUAUGAAUGUUUAUGAUGAAUUAGGAUGUGGUUAACAAUUCAUUAUCGAAAUCACAUUACAUAUCCGAUUCCAUACUUUUAUAAUAAUAACCUGAAUUAAAUCACUCAAGAUUGUUAGUGUUUACAGUAAAUAUUCACUGAGUCCUUUUUAUAUAAAACUCUCAAUUACAUCACACAAUGAUCUGUGAAAACACUGCAUUUGGUAAAGGUGACUGAUCAUUAUAAUGCUAAAUAGAUUAUGCUCUGCAAUUUAGUUAUGUUAAUGACAUACAUCCUCAAUACAUUAGAGUUGAAUCUUAAUAAAAACAAUGCGUUCAUUUAUAACGUCGAAAAUAACUGCUCAGAAAUUCGAAUCAUUGAACUAUAUAACGAUAUCUACUGAACACCUCCUCAUAUGCUGAAUAUUGGACGAAAUAUUUUCCAUUAUAUUCGACUGUUGAUAAGACAUCAAGAAACAUUUCGAAAACGAUAAUAAAACUAUCCAACUAUAUAUAUAAACAAAAAUUUUUUUAAUUUUGAUCAUUAAUCGAUUGGUGUUAGGUCAUCAUUAAAAACCAGGAAGCGCUGAACCAAAGGUCUUGGGUUAGAACCCUACGUACACGAUUAUGGAUGCGCACAGCUGAGGAGUUCCAUAUUAGGCCGAAACAGCCUAGUUUUUCAAUGAUGGUCUGACACCAACCAAUCUAUAAUUUCAAUUACGAACUUAACAAUCUGCACAUCCCCAUACUGAUAAAAAUUAUUUUAACGCUUUUCUAUCUUUCAUUUAAAAAAGGUCAUUUCAAUUAUCAUUUAUUAAAAAUAAAGUAUAUAAGUUGGAACAUUGAAAUGAAAUUAUUUUUUUCUCCUGAAACGUAGUUCAUCUUAUGAACUCGUAUGAAUUUUUUCGUAUAUAAACUAUCGAAAAUCAAUGUUCACUAAAAUUUACUGAUUGAUAUAUAAAAGAAAGUAAUUGUUCAGUAUAUGGGAAUGAUACAUCUGAAAGAUUAUCUGGAAUUUACAAACAUUGAUUGGAAGGCAAAGCAUACAUCAGUGAUGAUACCAUACUAGUAAUAAACUGAACAAAAUUUCUAAUAGCACUUGAGCUCAUUCUGUAUUUUAUCAAAACGUUAGCAGUUUAAAAAAUAUAUCACAAUAAGUCAUACAUCAUUGAUGGUAUUGGAUGGUUGUUGAAGUUUCGAUUACAGUGUCACCGAAUUUGAAAAUGUGAUUUAGUUUAUGGCAACUUAACAAUCUGAAGGUGUUAUGAGCGUUGUAAGACUUCAUAACAUCAAUCGAUUUUAUAUGAGAUCAUUAUGUCUACCGAUAAAAUGUAUUAAAAUAGAAUGGUAUUAUUUAUAGAAAUUUAUUCUGCUGUAUGAAAAUAGAAGUUACGAGAAGUUGAACUGAAGAUUUCUAUUUCGUUUCUUUCGGAAUGUAUCUUUGUUUAUGUCUACACAUUUGCGCAUAAAUACUUACCUGGUACUCAGUGUAUAAAACAUUUUUCAUUAUUCAUCUAGUUAGUAAUUCAUAAAAGACACCACCCUGUCAAGGUGACUGUAUGUCAACUACAUUCGUAAGGUCAUAUGUUUCAUAAUCUCAAUGACCUUCUAUGUUUCCGUAGAUGAAAUCCAUUUAUAAAGCUCGUACACAAGCAACAUGAAUCCAUGAGCAUAUUUACAAAUCGAUAAAUAUAAACAUGGAUCCGAGUGAUAACAUUUAGUGCUUGGAUGAUUCAAGACAUUUUGAAAGAUGAAAAUUGAAUAAUACCCAGAUCAAGGGUUUUGCUUGGUCCUCAUCAACUAAAUACAACCUUUAUUAUUUAAGAAAACCAGAAAUUACGCACACAAAUCAACAAUACUUUAAUAAAUGAGAUUGUUCAGAAAUGGAUAUGUAUCAUCAUAUUGGAGAGACGAUUUAAAUAAAGUCGAUGUGAUUGAACACAUGGACAGAAAAUUUAAUGACUGCAAAUAAGUGACAUAAUAAUUUUUAAGUAACUAUUUCAAUUUCCACUCAACUGAUUUUGAUCUGAGGUCACAUAAGGUAUUGCGUCUUUGUCGAGAAUAAAUUUGAUGACCAUAUAAAUCACCAUGUUAUAUAUAUGUUCUGUUAGGACACCGUUGAUAAUAGACCGUACUAACAAGGAUCAGCGAUUUUAUUCAUGAAUAAAUUCGAACAGAUAAAAGAGAUCAUACGGUUUAUCUAUAACUAAAUAGAUACCAUCAUUUCGGAGAAUGAAAUCAUCAUCACAUUAGUUUGAAGAGUUCAUUUUAUGAAAUAAAACCAGUCCUUGAAAUCCUUUUAGCAUUUAUACAAUCUAGAAUUGUCAUAUUUAUUUUAAAACAGCAAGACGUUAACGUUUUUUGUUUUAUCAAAGUUUUGAAUAAUACUGUUUAAGGAAUUCGUAAAAAAUAUUGGUUUUAAACUCCCUAAAUUUUACUUGUUGGCUAAGUGUUCUAAAGAUUAAGUGCUUGUUAAUAGAUUUUAAGGUCCUAUUUUCGAUACCUGAUGAUGUCCUGGAUGCAUACUGCCCAGAAGUUCUACAUUAAGGCUGAAACGUUGUCUAGUGUUUUUUGACUUUCAACAGUUGUUUAACUAAAAGGAUACCAUGAUGUUAAGUAUAACUGAUAUUUAUUUUACAAGGUGUUUUUACAUUUAUCUCGAUUUCCUUGUAUUUAUUUAAUAGCAGUUUUCUGUAUUAUACACUUUUAGAUUUAAUAAAACAAAAGUUGGCUAUAAGGAGAGUUAUCGUAAAUUGAACAAUAUGUGGCUUAAAUUCCAUGUAGCCAAAAGGAUUAUUAUAAUUAAGAACUAUGUUAAAAUGUUUGUGGACUUUUGUUACUCUUCAACAUUUGAAAAUCACAUUCUUGAAUAAUCAAUCUACCGUGACCAAUUAACUAAUGGUCGUGAUUCAGACCAAUACACAUGAUAAUGUUAUGGAUGUAAUUCAGUCAGAUAAUAAUAAAACAAAAAAAGAAAUCAAUACUUAUCCUAAUAAUUCUACAUUUUAUGAUUCUAGUCAUUGUAUAUCAACUAACAAUGUAUCCAGUCAAAAUUAUUCUACAAAUGAUGUAGACAAUCAAAUAUUGAUUGAUAACCAAAAUGAAUCGAGUUCACUUAAUAACAAUAAUGAAGAACUAUUAAUUGAUAGAUUAUAUAAACGAAGACAAUUGUUGUUACAACAUUUAUCUGUAGAAAUACAAAAAUAUGAACAAUUAUGUUGGGAUGAAAUGGCGAUUACUGGAACCGUUCCACAUGAAUCAAAUUUUCUCUCCGAUCAUUUCAAUAUUCGAUGUAAUAGUGAAACAAGAAAUCCAAUAAUAUCUACUCCAAAUAAAGUGUUAGAUCCUCCAAAUAGUUCUUCAGCUGCAAAUAGAUCCAGAGGUAUAGCAGCACGGUUGAAAUUUCGUAAUUCACGUAGAUCAAAGAGUGCUCAUGAUAGAAUUCCUGAAUCUCCUCAAAGAUCAUUUCAUGUGAGAAACAAAACUGAUUUAUCACCUACUAGAAAUUCACUUACAGAUAAUCUAAUAGAUGAUAAUUCAGAAUCAAAAAAAUCAUGGAAAUGGUGGCGCUUAAAUAAAGAUACUGAAUUAUUUAAUAAUGUACGUCGACGACAAUCAAUAGGAAUGAUUGCAGAACAAUAUUUACGAUAUUUUACAAAUGACAAAAAUGGACAUUCACGUGGUGGUAGUCUACCACCGACUGAUAAUAACAAUAAUAAUAAUAAUAUUUCUAAAAACGAAGAAAAAAUACCAUCGGAAAAUCAAAAAGUCAAUGUUAGAAAAUCACUCCAACAAGAAGAUAUUUUAAACAUCCUAAAUAAUCAUCACCAAAGCAAUGGUGAAUCUAGUCAUGUUCAAACAGAUCCAGCAACUCCUGACGGUCAUCUGAUUUUUUAUCAUAAAUCUUUUCAUCAGGAUCAAAUGAAGCAACAGCAACAACAACAACAACAGCGACCUCAUUAUCAAUCAAACGGAAAUUUCGCUCAUCAUGAGUCAUUCAUUCUAAUGCCAAGAUAUGUACCUGCAAAUGACUUGCAACGAAUAAAUUGUAGUCACCGAAGAAUUCGUCAUUUUAGUGGACAUCAGAUAAAUGAACAGCCUAUCUUCUUUAAUAAUCAAAAUAACCAGUUAUUGAGUGGAUAUAUUAAUCAGAAUAAUUUUGAUUCUUCCUACAAUCACCUUCAGACCUGGAACAAUACCAAAAAGCAAUCUUCUCAAACAAAUAAGAUUUUAACUAAUCAUCAUGUUUUCUAUCGAUCCCCAUCCUCGUCAUCAUCCUCGUAUACAUCUCAAGCAAAAAAUCCCAAUGUAUUUGAACAUGCACCAAAUGCAUACUUUUAUUCUCUUCAGAGAAGGAAUCAUUCUUCAUCGAAUACAAAAGAACAUCCAUUUGAAGCACCAUGUAGUGUUUCUAUUGUCAGUGGUGGUACUAUGGCUCCAUUUAUUGUUACUUCUUCUCCAAGAGUUACCACUACUACUGCUACUGCUUCUACUACUAUUAUAUCCACUUUACCUUCGACUGCACCACCGAUACCUCCAAGAGCAUAUGUUCGUAGACCGAUUGUCUCGAAAAAUGGUACUAAGUUAAUAGAAGAAACUGUGUCAUCAGAUAUAAUUGACAAAAAAUUACUUGAUACGAACAAAUCACAUAUGAUAGAAAAGCAGCAGUUUAGAGAAACUAAUAAAAAUAUUACAAAUAUCACUACACCUACUAUUACUACUUAUACUAACAAUAUGUGUAAACCAGUAGUAAAAAUAGCUGAAACUGCUAUGAAUUUGUUACAAUGUAGCUCACGAUGUUUCGAUGGAAAUGAUCAACAUCCUUAUUUUAAUUGUAUUAAUAAUCAACAGCAUUAUGUAAAACCUAAUAUCUUGUCAAAUAAUCAAAUUAAAGACAAAGUACCAUCAAAUCAUCCAGAUAAUAGUUUUCAUAAAACUUCAGAAUUGAAGUCGAUGAUGCAUUACCAUCAACAACAACUACAACCUCCUUUAAAAUCAAUCAAUCAUCAAUUUGCCUCAAAUACUCAUGAAGUUAAAUUAUUUAUGUGUAAUGAAGAAAGUACAAGUGAAAAUAGAAAGGAUAGAUUUAAAUCUCAUCAAAAUAACUGUUCAAUUUCUAAUAAUCAUUUAAACAAAAAUCUAAUGAAUAAUCAAAGUCAUAAUAGAAUAUCAGUUAAAAAUGAUCUUUUGAAUAUAAUGAACAUUAAAUUACAAACAUCUCAUCCAGUUACAAAUCCUCAUACUCAGUUAAUAUACAAAAAUAAUCUUAGUAAUAAUAUAAAUAAAAAUAAUGAACCUGUACAUUUUUAUCAAUCAAAUCCAACCAGAUUUACAAUCAAUUCUCCUAAAACAAUUACAAAUGGAUUUAAAAUUUCUCAACCAAUUUCAUCAUCUAAUCAUAUGAAUACACCAUCAACAAUGUGUAAUACUACAAUAAAUCAUUCUGGUGGAUGGGAAAUUAAUUUAGGUUGUAUAAAUAAUAAAUCAUUCCCUACACGUUAUUUAAUUCCUAUAGAUUUAAAUAAAUAUCGGCGACCGAUACGUGAACCCCUUGAUAUAUCUGGCCAGAAUCAAUCAUUUCCCUUAAAUCAAUCUCAUAUGAUACAUUAUUCUCAAACAAUUCCUAAUUCCUGUUACUUAACAAACAAUAAACUAUCCUAUUACAAAUGUCCAAAUGAAUCAAUUCAACAAAGCACCAUGCAAGAUGGAUCAUUGUGUGCACAACACUGCCUAAAUGCGCUUCUACAAGGCCCUUAUUUUACAGCAGUGGAUUUAGCUAACAUUGCCAAACAGUUAGACGAUGAAGAAGUAUCCCAGUUGGGAAGCAGUCGCGGUAUGUCUAAUUGUUUUCAAAAUAUGGAUGAAAGUGGUUACUUUUCAGUACAGGUUAUUAGCCAAGCUUUGCAGAUAUGGUCUCUAGAACUUGUACCUUUUUUGCGACAAUGUCCGGAAGCAGAACGUGCUAGGGAAAAUCCUGCUAGUCAGAAUGCUUUCAUUUGUCACUACCGGCAUCACUGGUUUACAAUAAGGAAAAUCGGGAAGCAAUGGUUCAACCUCAACUCAAUUCUUUCCGCACCUAAAUUAAUUUCUGAAACAUAUCUAGCUAUUUAUUUGGCUCAACUUAAAGAAGAAGGAAAUUCAAUAUUUAUUAUCACUGGUACCUUGCCUCGAUGUGAAGCCGACGAAAUAUUAUCCAUUUGUCCUGUUGUUGAAGACGACUUGACUAGAUCUUCCACAACUAGCACAAGUCAACCGGAUAAAAGUACAGAAGUGGAUGUCGCCUUAGCUGUCAGCAAUGCAGAUAUUGAUGAUGAUGACCAAACCCUACAACGCAUCUUACAAUCAUCCGAAAAUGAUGAUGAGGAACUACAACUCGCUUUAAGAGUUUCAGCAAAUGAGUACGAAGAUACGUCUGACAAGGAACUACGGGAAGCGAUUGCUUUAAGCCUUAAUGCUCCUAAUGAAUCGAAUUUUGUCGGCCAAAAUACAGCUCAAACUGACAUAAAUAAUGGGAAUCGAAUAUCAGCUGAAGAAAUUCGCAGAAAUAGACAAGCAUUUAUCGACAAACUCUCAUGCACACCCAGAACAACAGAGUAA